UGUACUUCCAUUUACAUUUAAAACCGACCCCUUUCCCUCCUUGUAAAAUUUAUAUAUUCAGCUACUCACUUGUCAACUCCACUCAGCAACUUCUUUCUUGCAAGAUCUCUUCUCUCACAUUUCUUUUCCUUUUUUAGGAUUUAAGUAUUUCUUGAUCAAGUUUCCCAGAAGGAAGCAAUGAAGUUCUUAGUUGGAGCCCACAAAUCUUUGCUUCUUAUGCUUAUUUUUAUGGUUUUCAUGGUUGGUAAAAGCCUCCGGCCUCAUCAUUAUACCAAGCCCAGCUACAGCAAAGAAGGUGCUUCAAAUGGUGAUGAGGCUCAUGAUUUCCCCAAGGAAGCACCAAGAGAAGAGCUAGGAAUGGAACUAUAUCCGACAGGAUCAAGCUUGCCAGACUGCUCUCAUGCCUGUGGACCUUGCACUCCAUGCAAGAGGGUGAUGGUGAGCUUCAAGUGCUCCGUUGCAGAAUCUUGUCCUAUUGUUUACAGGUGCAUGUGUAAAGGGAAAUACUACCAUGUGCCUUCAGCAUGAUUGCUUCAAAAGCAUGCACUAGCUAUUGAUAGCUCAUUAAUAUAAUUAAUGGAGGACGUUAGCACUCCAGUAGUAAUCUAGUAGCCAGCUAGGUCUGGUUUAUGAGCGUGGAUGUUCUGACGUAAAGUAGUGUUGGCCCUAAUUACGUACGUACGCCAUGAAGUUAUCUAUGUGCAUUCCGAAAGGGAGUUGGAAAAAAUUUAGGAGGAGAAAGAUGUGUAAAUAGUGGAAUCAUGAUGUUUUGCUAG
This is a messenger RNA of Populus nigra (black poplar), 776 nucleotides long. Its product is annotated as protein EPIDERMAL PATTERNING FACTOR 1-like. The record is from RefSeq and is a predicted model, not a curated record. Bases 178 to 528 code for a protein of 116 amino acids. Gene Ontology annotation, biological process: stomatal complex development; guard cell differentiation. The transcript has 3 exons. NCBI's taxonomy places the organism in Eukaryota, Viridiplantae, Streptophyta, Magnoliopsida, Malpighiales, Salicaceae.